GCUAUGGUCAACCUUAGAUAACGGUCCUGUGCGACUUAUCUUCUCUAAUCAUCCUUCUUCUUCCCAUGUUAGUUUACUUUUUUUAAAUAUAUUCUCAAGACUCGUGCCCUACAAUACAAUUUCUCAUCGAUGUCCAUACGAUUGAAGAAAUCAACAUUAAUUUCCGAGGUUAUAAUGAAUGUAUAAAAUGGCGGUUAAUUCUGCUUCAACUUCAUUCGAUCGCAUUCGGAGCCAGUGAACAAAACAAGUGAGCGGAUUUACUGAAUCAGAAAGCCAGUAAGCUUCGAAAAGUCGUUGCAGAACUUUCCAAAUUCUCAUAUAAAUUGCAAGCUGUUGAGGACAUCAAAUAAUAAUGGGCAUUUCGAUGAAUGUUGCUGCUGUUCUCUGCCUUGUUGUGAUAGCUGGUGCAGCUAUAAGAAGUACCGAAGCUAAGGUUUUCACGUCGAAGAUCUCUCUUCACCUCGACGCCGCGUGCGACCUGUUCAGGGAAGAGCUCAUGGACGAAGGCGGCACGUGUAAUGCUGACGUCAUCGAGGAAGUCAUCGACGAGGCGGAUGAGAUCGAGGGACUCGUUGGCAUCGAUGAGGAGAAGAUUGAGGAUUACCUAGAGAGGGCAGAGGAAGGGAAGCUGUGCUUCUCACCCGACGGAGAACAGGUGACUAACCUCAAGGAUGGUUGUUCAGCCAUGGAACAAGUCUGUGAGAACAAUGUCAAUGUGAUGAACUGCAAAGAUAUGGGACCUGUAACAAAUGCAGUGUAACUCAAUACAAGGACUAUGUGUUUGAGAAUGGUUCUACUUGAUUGACCGGUGUCCAUUAUCCACUCUUAACGAACCAAUCAUCGGUCAAGCUGAUCACUGAAGGAAAUCACAUCGUCUUUCUGCACCAGUGGUCACAAUAGACAAAUUAUAAGCAGUCAAUAAACCCAUCAAAUAGUAUUACACCUGUAAAAUUCAUUUCCAUCAAUCGGAUUUGCCUCUUUAUCGAAUGGAAUCCUACGUAGAUCAUUUUAUAGGGCGAGGGAAAUUGUUUUUUGUCAGUCAAGGCAGUUUCCAUUUUGUAACAUUAGAAAAAAACCAAUCAUUGUAUCUCUGCGGUCUUCACUACAUUAAGAUUGUGAUGUCCAUUUGUGACUACCUAAAAGCUAGA
Messenger RNA from Lytechinus variegatus (green sea urchin), 1148 nucleotides. RefSeq lists its product as uncharacterized. Lineage: Eukaryota; Metazoa; Echinodermata; Echinoidea; Temnopleuroida; Toxopneustidae. The record is from RefSeq and is a predicted model, not a curated record. The coding region runs from base 353 to 760 and encodes 135 amino acids. The transcript is spliced from 4 exons.